Messenger RNA from Centrocercus urophasianus (Greater sage-grouse), 2015 nucleotides. It is a transcript of the gene MAP1LC3B, whose product is annotated as microtubule associated protein 1 light chain 3 beta. The transcript is spliced from 4 exons. Bases 60 to 437 code for a protein of 125 amino acids. Gene Ontology annotation, molecular function: ubiquitin protein ligase binding. The record is from RefSeq and is a predicted model, not a curated record. Lineage: Eukaryota; Metazoa; Chordata; Aves; Galliformes; Phasianidae. Gene Ontology annotation, cellular component: autophagosome membrane; cytosol; autophagosome. Gene Ontology annotation, biological process: autophagosome assembly; autophagy of mitochondrion; cellular response to nitrogen starvation.
UCGGGGUUGGGCGCAGCGCCGCGCACAGCGUCCGCCGGGCCUGAGGCCGAGCCGCCGCCAUGCCCUCGGAAAAGAGCUUCAAGCAGCGCCGCACCUUCGAGCAAAGAGUUGAAGAUGUACGACUGAUCCGAGAUCAGCAUCCAACUAAAAUACCGGUGAUCAUUGAAAGGUACAAGGGGGAGAAGCAGCUUCCUGUUUUGGAUAAGACCAAAUUCCUGGUGCCAGAUCACGUCAACAUGAGCGAGCUCAUCAAAAUCAUCAGGCGACGCCUGCAGCUGAACUCCAACCAGGCCUUCUUCCUCCUGGUGAACGGACACAGCAUGGUGAGCGUCUCCACGCCCAUCUCCGAGGUGUACGAGAGCGAGAAGGACGAGGAUGGCUUCCUGUACAUGGUGUAUGCCUCUCAGGAGACUUUCGGAGUGCAAUCUUCCGUCUAGGACACGCAGGUGGCUUCUAGCCUAGGAUUUCGGUUUACCCUUGGCCAUCACCCCCACUCUUCCCCACACGCACCCCAGGGAAAGAAACGGAUGUCACCUAUGCUCUCAGUACCUUAGCAUAGUCUUGCUUUAGCAGGUGUUUUAUCUUACCUUGCCUUGUUUGUGACUAUUAAACAGUACAGACGAGCGCCUCCAGCUUUGAAACCUGCUGUAAUAUUCCACACAGGCACAUUUACAUGUCUGGACUUGAUGAAUGGAACCCAAUUGUGCAUGUGACGAUUGCAAAUAAAGGGACACUCGAUUGACUUUAACGAGCAAACAGGCACCAGUGAGGAGCUAAAGUGUUUCGUGUGACAGUUUUCUGGAGAAUCUCCCUCUGAUUCCUCAAAGCCUUUCUUUUUCUUUUUUUUUUUUUUUUAAAUGGGAGGGCUUCUAAUUGAGAGCAAAUGUGUUUUAAUGUUCCAAAGCAGAGCUUUGCCUUCUGCAGCUCGCUGAGAUCUGUGUCGGUGCUGCAGCCGUCAAGGUGAGCGUUUGGGGUGAGCUGGGGGAGUGCAACUGCAGCUCUUCAUCUCCUCUUCUUUUGGCACUGCUGACGUAGGGACAGUGCCAUUUUCUGAAAUAACUCAUACCAAACACCACAGCUUUAUUAUAGUUUUAGGAAGCAUUAACUGUAAGCACCUGGACAGGUAACACUGAAAUAAACUCCAGUCUGUCGUGAAUUUACAAUGCCUGCGUGUUCAGUGAAACACUGUUGUUUAUAGGGGCUUGCUUCCAAAAAGAUCCUCCCUCCGAGCUGCAGCCCUGGCCUUAGAGGAGGUGAAGGCCAUCGCUGCCAGCAGGGUUGGCUGGAGGAAAGCGAGCCGGUGUGUGUAAGCCCCGUGACAGGAGCAGCUUUGUUAACGCACCUCCGUCCUGAGCAUCGGGCUCAGACAUGCUGCUGGCAUUAAGACCCCGCUGUGUCGUUUGGUUUGCAUGUUACCGCUGGCGGGGUCAGGCAGAACCGCUUCCUCACAGCUCCUCGCGUCCAGGAGCUGCUGUGGGAGGUGAUGAACAAAGCGUUUUUCCAUCGCCGAAGCCUCCUGCACGGAGCUGGAGCUUGCUGUGACCGCUGGCCCGAGCAGGGAAGGCUUCUGCUGAGCCCCGUGUUUUUCCUCUAGACUCGUUGUCAAGUGAAGUGUAGCAGGAUGAGAUUCCUCUUGUAUAUUACGUGUCUGUGACCUAACUCCAUCUGUUACUGGAAGCUAACUUACUAUAAUGGGGGGAGAAGAAGCAAUACUACUGCGUCUUGGCACUCUAGCUCAGCAAGGUGUACAGUUUGUACCUCCCUGCACCUCUCUGCAUGCAUCUCGUUCACAAGGCUUACUUCAUGAUUUUUUAAUGUUGUGUUUUUACUCCGGCGUAAACUUUUCGAUGCGGCUUCGUUCUCCGUUUCGUUCCGUUUUGUGUGAGGAGUUGUUGAACUCAUGACUGACAAACCAGACUUGUAAUUACAACGCGAUCGACUGAUAACUCCUGUACAAAUGUUGCUUUUUUAAAAUUAAUACAGUGCUGGUAGGGGUGGAUUUCAUCCCCACUGAA